UGUCAUUCUUGUCAGCGUUACACAGCGGAAAAAUUGUGUUGAAUCUGUCCAUUGUAUAUUUUCAAUUUUGAUACAAGUUUUUGGAUUUUAAAAUGGGAGUUGUUGAAACAGAUGUUGAAAUGAAAAACGCCGACAGUCCUGGAGGAUUGGAAGCUGGAGAUAGCAAAAAAGACACUGACAUGCAAAGUGUAAUAGAAAUUCGAGAACAUGCAAGACAGAUUGAAAAAGCCGUAAGCAGCAAGGAAAAUCGAUUUAUUUUAAGAGUUUUGCGUUGUUUGCCCAACACUAGACGAAAGCUUAAUGGAGUAGUUCUCAGAAGUCUUAUAAACCAAAUAUAUCCUGUAGCCGAGAGAGACGUCCUACUUGGUUUUACUGAAGAGGCUGCAACUGAACUUGACACUACGCAAUCUAGAGCUAGAUCAGCUUCAAAAACUCCUGUUCCAGAAGUUGAUGCUUAUAUUAACUUGUUAAUUUUGGUUCGUUUGAUUGACACUAAUAAACUACCAGAAGCAGAACGUUGUUCUCAAGCACUCAUGAAUAAAAUUACUAGUCAAAAUCGCCGUUCCAUAGAUCUUGUAGCAGCUAAGUGCUACUUUUAUCACUCAAGGGUUUCUGAACUUACUGAUAAACUUGAUUCAAUUAGAGGUUUUCUACAUUCUCGUCUUCGUACUGCUACUCUUAGAAAUGAUUUUGAAGGACAAGCUGUACUUAUAAAUUGCUUAUUGAGAAACUAUUUGCAUUAUUCAUUAUAUGAUCAAGCUGACAAGUUAGUAAGUAAAUGUGUCUUUCCUGAAACUGCUAGUAAUAAUGAAUGGGCCAGAUUUUUGUAUUAUUUGGGUCGAAUUAAAGCUGCUAGAUUAGAAUACAGUGUAGCCCAUAAGCACCUUGUUCAAGCCAUGAGAAAAGCACCUCAGAAUGCUGCAAUAGGUUUUAGACAAACUGUUCAGAAACUAACUGUUGUAGUUGAAUUACUAUUGGGAGAUAUACCAGAGAGACAAAUAUUUAGGCAAGCCAGCAUGAGGCAUUCCCUUGCACCUUACUUUCAGUUGACUCAGGCGGUAAGAAUGGGAAAUUUGCAGAGAUUUGGAGAAGUUUUGGAAAACUUUGGACCACAAUUUAGACAAGACCAUACUUUUACUUUAAUUCUACGUCUCCGUCACAAUGUCAUAAAGACGGCUAUAAGAUCUAUUGGUCUGUCUUAUUCUAGAAUUUCUCCUCAAGAUAUAGCUAAAAAACUUGGUCUUGAUUCAGCUGAAGAUGCAGAAUUUAUUGUGGCAAAAGCCAUUCGUGAUGGGGUAAUUGAGGCUACUCUAGAUCCUCAAGGUGGUUUCAUGAGAAGUAAAGAGAGUACAGAUAUUUACUGUACAAAGGAACCACAACUUGCUUUUCAUCAGAGAAUAUCAUUUUGCUUAGAUUUGCAUAAUCAAAGUGUGAAAGCUAUGAGAUAUCCUCCAAAAGCCUAUGGAAAGGAGUUAGAAUCUGCUGAAGAAAGAAGGGAAAGGGAACAACAAGAUUUAGAAUUAGCAAAAGAAAUGGCAGAAGAAGAUGAUGAUGGCUUCCCUUAACUUUUUUGUAUAAAUCUAAAAUAUAUUACUUUUAUUAUAUAGAAAAUGCCUGCUUAUUUUUUUUGUAUUUUUAGGACAAUAUAGUCUUCUUAAUACUUUUGUCUAUCAAUUAGUUUUCUGAUAUUGUACUUCUAUUUCAGUUAGGAAAAACUUCAUGAAUAAGUUCACCCAAAUAUUUAUUAUCUAAAAAUAAAGUACUGUUAUUUUUCUUUAAUUACAUUAGUUUGGAUUAAAUGUCUUUCUUUUCAACAACAAGAUAUAUAUCAGGUUUUUUCCAGAAUUUAGUGUACCUAUACCAAUAAUAAGGUUUUAAUACAUGGGAUUAAACAAAAAAU
Molecule: messenger RNA, 1900 nt
Organism: Psylliodes chrysocephalus
Lineage: Eukaryota; Metazoa; Arthropoda; Insecta; Coleoptera; Chrysomelidae
Source: the annotation of a GenBank genome assembly